Messenger RNA from Jaculus jaculus (lesser Egyptian jerboa), 4417 nucleotides. RefSeq names its product cysteine rich secretory protein LCCL domain containing 2 (gene Crispld2). Gene Ontology annotation, cellular component: extracellular region. The coding region runs from base 151 to 1644 and encodes 497 amino acids. The record is from RefSeq and is a predicted model, not a curated record. Lineage: Eukaryota; Metazoa; Chordata; Mammalia; Rodentia; Dipodidae. The transcript is spliced from 15 exons.
UGCAGGGUCCUAGCUCCGCCAGUCACACGCCCAGCCCGUGCUGUCCAGGUAGUGAUCAGACCGCUCCGCGGAGAACCUUCCAGCAUCCCACAGCACCUUGGGAGCCCAAGCUGCCUCUUCCCUUUGGUUGUGGCUGCAGGUGUGGGGAUCAUGAGCUGCCUUCUGAGGAGCCUCGUGCCUGUGGGGCUGGCGCUGCUACUGUGUGGGGCACAGGGCUUCCUGCUGCCCAACACCACUCGCCUGGAGCAGCUGCUCAGCAAGUACCGGCAGGACGGGCCACGCAUGCGUGCACGCAGGGCCAUCCCUCGGUCGGAUCAAGAGGAGAUCCUCACGUUGCACAACAAGCUGCGAGGACAGGUGUACCCUACUGCCUCGAACAUGGAGUACAUGACUUGGGAUGAAGAGCUGGCAAGGUCUGCGGCAGCAUGGGCACAGGAGUGCCUGUGGGAGCAUGGGCCCGCUGGCCUGCUGGUGUCCAUCGGGCAGAACCUGGGGGUGCAUUGGGGCAGGUAUCGCUCCCCUGGGUUCCACGUGCAGUCCUGGUAUGAUGAGGUGAAGGAUUAUACCUACCCCUACCCUCACGAGUGCAACCCCUGGUGUCCUGAACGCUGCUCGGGUCCCAUGUGCACCCACUACACGCAGAUUGUCUGGGCCACCACCAACAAGAUUGGCUGUGCUGUGCACACCUGCCGGAGGAUAAAUGUCUGGGGGGAAGUUUGGGAAAACGCCAUCUACUUCGUCUGCAAUUAUUCUCCAAAGGGGAACUGGAUUGGAGAGGCCCCCUACAAGCAUGGCCGGCCCUGCUCCGAGUGCCCGCCCAGCUACGGAGGCGGCUGCAAGAACAACCUGUGUUACCGAGAAGAGCGCUACAACCAGAAACCUGAGACAGACGAGAUGAACGAGGUGGAAACAGCCCCGGCUCCCGAGGAAAAGCAAGUCUGGGUCCAACCGAGGGUGGUCAAACCCACAAAACCCAAGAAGACCCCUGCCAUCAGCUACAUGACCCAAGUGGUCCACUGUGACACCAAGAUGAAGGACAAGUGUAAAGGUUCCACGUGCAACAGGUACCAGUGCCCGGCAGGCUGUGUGAACAGCCAGGCGACCGUUUUCGGAUCCCUGUUUUAUGAAAGCUCGUCCAGCAUAUGUCGGGCUGCUGUCCACUAUGGUGUCAUCGAUGACCGAGGAGGCCUGGUGGACAUCACCAGGAAUGGAAAGGUGCCCUUCUUUGUCAAGUCGCAGAAGAACGGCGUGGAGUCUGUGAGCAAGUACAAGCCUUCCAGCUCAUUCAUCGUGUCAAAAGUGAAAGAACAAGACUUGGACUGCCACACCACGGUGGCUCAGCUCUGUCCUUUUGAAAAGCCAGUCACCCACUGCCCAAGAGUCCACUGUCCUGCGUACUGUAGAGACGAGCCAUCCUACUGGGCCCCAGUGUUUGGAACCAACAUCUACGCAGACACUUCCAGCAUCUGUAAGGCAGCCGUGCAUGCGGGCGUCAUCAGCAACGAGAUUGGUGGUUAUGUGGACGUGAUGCCUGUGGACAAAAAGAAGACCUACGUGGGCUCACUCAGGAACGGGGUGCAGUCGGAGAGCCUGAACACACCUCGGGAUGGAAGUGCCUUCCGGAUCUUUGCUGUCAGACAGUGAGAGCCCAGCACCCAGAAGAAGGGUGUGUGUGUCACCCACGGGGCAUCAGGGUCUUGCUUUUUAUUGUCAUUUUGUCCUUUGGGGGUGGGAUGGGAAUAUGAAGAAGGGUCAGAAAACGUCCUUUCAAAUGGCACACACAUUACAUCCCUUGGUGGCCUUUGGCAUGGGUAUAACAUUUCAUCCCUUCACCAUAGAGGAACACCAUCCUUGGAGUCAGGCCUGUCAGGACUUGGUGUCUCCAGCUGGCAGCCCUUGUCCUUUAGAGAGCUGGCCCACCUCUCGAAGAGGUCACUUGCCACAAUGUUCCUUGUCAUGUGUUCUUUGGCUGGUGGAGGGAGAGGAGUCCGAGUCCAUGAGGACGUAGGUUUGAAAGCAUCUGGACAUAGAGCACAUUACCUCCAAGAAAAAGACAGUCAUAAUUUAAAAGCAACAAGUCAGUCCAUCCCUACCCCUGGAAGUUGGGGUUCAUGUUUGCUGGUCAGACAAAUGGGCUAUAAGGAGAGGUUCCGAGGGUGGGGGCUCCCUUGCAGGUCAGCCCUUGGCCCCCCUUGGCAGCCACGUGUUAUGUGUCCAGCAGAGCUGGCCUGUUAGAGCUUAGCAGCAUCUCCAGAGACUGCUCAUGUCUGUCACCGCCUUCCUUGUCUGUGUGGCCCUUGUGUUUCCAUGUGACCUUUGGUCUCAUCGAGGACCAAUGCAUCAGGACCCUUUGCCACUCACCCAGCGUGGCUCCUGCUCGUCCCAGUAGCUAGCAUAGGCGUCCUCCUGGCCGAGGGGCUUUUGCUGUGCAGACGGCUCUGUGCGCCUCCUGUGUUCUUUUCCCUCUGGAGUCUCUGAUGCGGCCCCUGAGAGGGCGGGAGGGUGGCCCUGCAGCAGCUGCUGGAGUAUCAGAUCACUGCUCUCCUUCCUCCUGCCUGGGCUGACCUAGAUUUUAACAGCAGGAGGAAUGAGUUCCCAGCACAUUCCUCACUGAGGUUAGAAGCUUGGUUUGUGGUUAGGAAGCCGCCUGCGGCAGUGAGGGAGAGGGACAGAGACACACUGCUGUGUGGCUCUGCUUCUGCCAGCGUCACCAGCUCCAAGAGUCAGUGAGCUCUGGCUUCCAUCACUUAGAAAGGCUCCUCUGGAGCCCGCCCCAAACCCACCGUGAAAUAAAUAGCAUUUCUCUGCAGAAGGUAAAAUUCCACCUCUAGCCCUGGGCUGGCCAGUGCGUUGCCUUGUGAACACUGGCUUCAAAUAGCCAAAUAUUUCGUAGGCAAAAGGAGAGAAAGAGACAGAGAGAGAGAGAGAGAGAGUGAAAUAACAGCACAAACCUAUGUGAGUGUGAACAAGGACCACGAGACCUGCAGAGGCACCUUUGUCAGAUCGUAUCUGUUUUUUAUUGUUGUUUGGAGGUGGAAUCUCACGGUGUAGCUGUGGCUGGUCUCACGUUCAAGGCAGUCACCCUGCCUCAGCCCCCUGAGCGCUGGAUCACAGGUGUGCCCCACCAGGACCAGCUCUGACGGCUAAUCGCUUUCCAAAAUCCCUUCUGUGGGGAUGGGGAGAUGGCUCAGUGGUCAAAGGCACUUGCAAGUCUUCUAGCCUGAGUUUUAUUCCCCGGAACCUACAUAAAGCCAGGCUGAAAGUGACACAUGUGUCUGUGAUUCCCAGCAUGCCUACAGCCAUAGAAGGUGGAGCCGGGAGAAUCCAGGAACUUGAAGGCCAGCUAAAUCGGAGCACACGUAGCAGCAACAGUAAGGGAAGACUUUGACUCCAGCAAGGUAGAAAGAGGACAAACACCCCAAGGUUGUCCUUAGAUGUGCACCCCUAUCCACCAUGUACAUUCACACAUGCACACACACACACACACACACACACACACACACACAUACGCAUCAUAUCCAUUCACACAUACAGACAUGCAUGCACACACACAUACAUUAAAAAAAGCAAAUGCCACCAGCCCUUCCAGAAAGUUUGUGAAAAGCCGUGGAGCCCUGAACUUGGCCAGGCUGUUUCUGCCUUGUGCACCAUGGGCUAACCGUCACUCAUAGAUGGACUCUUCCACCCAGGAGUCAGAAAAGAGGGUCUGGCCAGUCCACUUGUUAGGGGUCUGUUUAUCACCCAACAGCUGGGAAGCUUCUGGAUGUAAGGUGUGCUGUGCAGCUCUGGCUCAGUGCCCAGCCUGCUGUGGCCAUGGUGAGGUCAAGACUGAAGAAAAAUCAGACCCCCUCUUGGAUUUCUAGAAUGAGUGACCAGUGCUGCCGUCGUGGAGUAGAGCGGGUGGUCUUUGGGAGCUUUCACUCGAGGGCGAGUGGGAACUCCCAGUGGGAGUCAGUGCCACUGUUGGGACAGACAGUGCCCAGGGCCUCAAUGCUCCCAAGCUGGCCCUUUCCCAUCCUCACCAACAGUUUGAAACUGGAAUCGUGUUCCUGCAGAAAAAUGCAAAAGUACAAAUGUCCUUGGAGUCAGGGAUCACCUUGAAACUUCUGUGCUCACUGACUCCCCAGAGUCACCAGCACCUAUCCUAGGCUUAAAAAAGGUGGCACCCAUGGAGGGGGGCGCGAGGGCAUCACAGCCACCUGCCUCCAGCUGUGUCCAGAAGGGUGCGCUGACUCAACCAAUGAUCUGUAGGCUUGCUCAGCCCGCAGUUUACUGUGUGCUUUUUUUUCUAUGAAAAAUGAUGUGUUUUACUACUUCCUGUGUACAAAAGUUUAUUGUAAAUGUUUUAUGUGCUUUGCGUGAAUAGGGGCCACGCUGGUUGUCGCUAUUGUUUCAAUAAAUCUGGUUCGAUUUCUAA